UUAUUCUCGGAUGCGAUGCGCACAACCGACCGACCUGAACGAAGGGCGGACACAACCAACAAGCAACGACAAUGAAUGCAAUAAAUCAAUGAACAGAUGGCUGGCCUGAGGUGGGGUGGUGUUUGCCUCUCUGAUGCCGCUGCGUGCUGGCUGUGCAUUCAUUCAUUCGUUGACUCAUCGACCAGCACAUACAGAUGACCCAGCGGCAAACCAAGGGCAUGAGGUAUAUAUAUAUCGUCUGUCUGUCUGUCUGUCUGCCAGGCCGGUACGCAGCGGUCGAGGUGGCCCCCCGUCUGACCUUCGUUGAAGAGCUCUGCCUCGUCCUUGCUCCGCAGUGGUCGGAUGUCGAUGAGGAGGCCCUCCCUGCUUGUAGAAGAUAUUGACUGACUGGGACGGGGAGAGGGAUGUCGUGUCGUAGAUGAGUAGCGGUACAAAAUCACCACCAACGCGACGACACGAUGUGCGCCAUCCCAUCAGCUGGAUGGCGUCGGCCACCCACCUCGCCCCUCCAGCCGACAUACGAGGGCCUCUGUCUGUGACCCAGUGCCGACCACCGAAGUUGACCUCGUUCUUGACAUCUCCAAUCACCAACCUACAAACGAACACACCGACGCACCACCGAGGGAUGGAUGAGCUAGCUAGCCGCACAGACCCAUCAUUGUGCGCAUACCCUCUCAAAUACGAUGUCCCUUGUCCCCUGGCUGGGAUUGAUCCAGUAGCAGGAUGGAUGGAGCUCUUGGAGCUCUCCUGGUACGGUGACCUACUUGCGGAAGGAAGGUGCCCUCUCCCUCCCAUAGGCAGGCAGCGCUGUGACCAUCUUGUCUUGAUGGCCUUGUCCCUGUCCUGCUGCCAGAGGCGCUGCACUGCACGUCGGCAAAGCUGUGGAUGUCAUUCUCAUGUAUGGUCAUGUGCGAGUGGAGAUCAUCAUCGUCCUCAGCGUACGUCCAAGUCACCAGUAGUAGUACUGUAGAGUGAGUGAUUUGUUACUGCUGCCUUGGGCGAGGUCUGUGGUUGUAUUGUCUUCGAUCAACACGCCCAACAUGCCGUCUGCACAGACAGACAGACAGAGAGAUUUUGCUCAUUUGACUUUCUGGCUGCUCCUUCCUGGCUGCGCUAUGGCCUUCCUGUGCGCCUCUCUCCAACUGAUCUGGGGAUCUGUGCCGUUGUUGGUUGGUUGGUUGUGCUUUUCC
Vitrella brassicaformis is the source of this 1190-nucleotide messenger RNA. Lineage: Eukaryota; Vitrellaceae. The record is from the annotation of a GenBank genome assembly.